Molecule: messenger RNA, 1441 nt
Organism: Paramecium sonneborni
Lineage: Eukaryota; Ciliophora; Oligohymenophorea; Peniculida; Parameciidae
Source: the annotation of a GenBank genome assembly
AUGGGGUUGUGUUCAAGUAAAGAGGCUGUAAGUGAAAGUUCAAUAAGAAGAGUACAUCCUUUGAAUAUGGAGAGCAGUGUUGUUCUAACAAUAAAUUAUGCAAAAAUUCCAAAUAAAUUUAAACGAUUGCCUUAAAAUAAAUCAUGUGGUUUAAUAGGAUUAUAAAAUUUAGGGAAUACUUGUUAUAUAAAUGCUGUAGAUAGUUUGAUUUUAAUUUAAGGCUAUUUAAUGCCUAUCGAAUACAUAACCUCUUACAGAAUAUUUUUAAUAGAAACUUCAUAAUCAUGAAUUGAAUAUAGAGAAUCCACAAUCAAGUAGAGGACAGAUUACAAAUGCUUAUGCUCAUUUAAUAUGUUCUAUUUGGAGAGAAUAAUAUAACAAGAGUAUAAAUCCAUUUCAAUUGAUUUCGAUGAUUCAGUUGUGGAAUCCAUUUUUUGUUAUGAACACAUAACAAGAUAGUCAUGAGUUGUUAGCAUUCUUAUUGGACAUGCUCCAUGAAGAUUUAAAUAGAGUGAAAAUAAAACCAUAUGUAGAAGAAAAAACUUAUGAUUAAUAACCAAAUUAAAUAUAGGCAAAUAGAGCAUGGCAGGAUUAUCUAAAAAGAAAUAGAUCUAUAAUUGUGGAUUUAUUUUAAGGAUAAUCUAGAAAUUUUUUAUAAUGUUUGAUAUGUAAUACAAAAUCAUAUAAAUUUGAAACUUUUAUGUAUCUGAGUUUGCCAGUAUAAGGAGAAGGGGAUUUAUUACAGUGUAUAUCUGAAUAUUUGAAAGAGGAGGAAUUGGAUGAAGGGAAUUAAUGGUUUUGUUCAAUUUGUAAAUCUGUUAGGAGAAGUAAGAAAGGAAUAAAAUUAUGGAAACUGCCUAAUAUUUUAGUUAUUCACUUGAAAAGAUUUAAGUUUACAUAAAGUUAUCGUUGUAAAUUGAGAUAGUUAAUAAAUUUUCCAAUAUAUAAUUUGGAUCUCAACAAUUAUUCUGAAUAGGAAUAAGCUACUUAUGAUUUAUAUGGAGUUAUAAAUCAUAGUGGUACAUUGCAUUCAGGGCAUUACACUUCUUACUGUAAAAAUAAGGAUACUUAGAAAUGGUAUAAUUUUGAUGAUACAAAAGUUAGAGAGAUAAAGGAGAAAGAGGUUGUGAGUAGUGAUGCUUACUUACUAUUUUAUUAUAAAAAUUGUGUAGAUUCUUAUGAAAGAUAAAGUGAAUUGAUGAGAUCGAGUAUAAAAAACUCUUAAGUUUCACUUUUUAAGUAAAGUAAUGUUUUCGAAAAUAACAAUUUAAACCCUAGCAUGAAAUAAGGAAUGAAUAAAUUAUGUAUACCUGAAAUUGAAUAGCAAUUGUCUACUCCUCAAAUAUUUGGAAAGAAGAAAAGUAUGAAAACUUAAAAAUUAAGUCCACUUCCACGGAAGAAACCAAUAUUCUAAGUAUCAGAUAAUUAGAAGAUGUAAUGA